AUGGGGAAGACUCGUGGGCUCGGAGCCGGCCGUAAGCUUCGCAACCUCCGCCGCGAACAGCGCUGGGCGGACAAGGAUUACAACAAGGCGAACCUCGGUUCGGAGUGGAAGAAGCCGUUCGCCGGGUGCUCGCACGCCAAGGGGAUCGUCCUCGAGAAGCUCGGCAUCGAGGCCAAGCAGCCGAACUCCGCGAUCCGUAAGUGCGUCCGCGUGCAGCUCAUCAAGAACGGCAAGAAGAUCGCGGCGUUCGUCCCUCGCGACGGUUGCUUGAACUUCGUGGAUGAAAACGACGAGGUCCUCAUCGCCGGUUUCGGACGUAAGGGUCACGCCGUCGGUGAUAUCCCCGGCGUUCGUUUCAAGGUGGUGAAGGUGGCGGGUGUUGCGUUGACCGCGUUGUUCCGCGAGAAGAAGGAGAAGCCGCGUUCGUAAGCGGGCGGUGGGGCGCCGGGACGCGAUGAUUCCGGGGUGAAUGCAAAAAAGCGCUUAGCAGCGCGUCGUCGUUCGCCUUUGUGAUCGGGAAUCCUAUUCAAAAC
Molecule: messenger RNA, 533 nt
Organism: Micromonas pusilla CCMP1545
Lineage: Eukaryota; Viridiplantae; Chlorophyta; Mamiellophyceae; Mamiellales; Mamiellaceae
Exons: 2
Coding region: 1-429 (142 amino acids)
Biological process (GO): translation
Cellular component (GO): cytosolic small ribosomal subunit; ribosome
Molecular function (GO): structural constituent of ribosome
Source: RefSeq, a predicted model, not a curated record